Salmo salar (Atlantic salmon) is the source of this 5543-nucleotide messenger RNA. RefSeq names its product transmembrane protein 86A (gene tmem86a). The record is from RefSeq and is a predicted model, not a curated record. NCBI's taxonomy places the organism in Eukaryota, Metazoa, Chordata, Actinopteri, Salmoniformes, Salmonidae. Gene Ontology annotation, molecular function: hydrolase activity. Gene Ontology annotation, cellular component: membrane.
GCCCCGAAAAGUGACCAAAACAAUACGCAUCACAAAGAAAGACUACAGCAAUUUUAGUGAACCGUACAGUGCGGGAAAACGGCCGCAGCUCAGCGUCGCAAUCUCCAGUUGCUUUGCGAAUAUAUACUACAGUGAUCGAUUGAGAGAUGGUUUCGCCAGUGACAGUGAAGUCAACAAAUGAGAGCGCCUGGGGACACGCAGGGCCUGGGUUAACCUCUACAUCACCAGAGGAACAGAGGAGGAGUAGGAUAAGGGUGAAGAGCGAGGGCCCAAAACUGGUGCCCUUCUUCAAGUCUACCUGUGUCUACUUCGUCCUGUGGCUACCAACCUCAAGCCCUUCUUGGUUCAGCGCCCUCAUCAAGUGUCUACCCAUCUUCUGCCUGUGGCUCUUCAUGCUGGCCCACGGCUUCAGCUUCUUAGGUGCCCACUCCAGUGCCCGCAAGAUCCUGGCCGGUCUCAUCUUCUCUAGCCUGGGAGAUGCCUUUCUCAUCUGGCAGGAGGAUGGCUACUUUAGCCACGGUUUGCUGAUGUUUGCCAUCUCCCACAUCCUCUACUCCUCGGCCUUCGGUAUGAAGCCCCUGAACCCGCUUGCCGGCCUGGUGAUCGGCGCCAUUUCGUCUGUGAGCUACGCCCUGCUAUACCCCUACCUCUCAGGCCCCUUCACCUACCUAGUGGGGGUCUAUAUCGCCCUGAUCGGCUUCAUGGGCUGGCGGGCCGUGGCCGGCCUCCAGUUGGCCAAUGACCUGUGGACCUGGACCAAGAUGUCGGCAUGCCUGGGCGCUGUACUCUUCAUGGUCUCCGACCUCACUAUUGCCGUUAACAAGUUCUGCUUCCCUGUGCCGCACUCACGCGCCAUUAUCAUGGCCACCUACUACGCCGCGCAGAUGCUGAUCGCGCUCUCUGCCGUCGAGUGCCAGGAUGUGGAGACGGCAAGGAAGAUGGCAUGAAGAGGAGAGAGCGAGGUCGCGUCACGUGAUCAAGAAGAUGUGAACGGGGCAGCCAAUCCCCCUUGUUUUUGUCAUGGACAUAUUCCAGAGACAGUUACCCCCAAACCCCCUGCUUUGGUUGUAGCGUGGCAUUUGCACACCCGUGUUACCAUGGAAACUAGUGUACUACCACCAGCCUGCCCCAUGGCUAGUGGGACAGUCAAAGACCCUAGUUACCAUGGAGACAAGUGCACUACUUUUAACCCUCAACUACUGCCCUACGAUUCUCGUAGAUACGUCGUAGUUACUAGAGAGUAGUGCACUACAACUCCCCCACCUCACUGCCUAGGAUUUUGGUACAGAUGACCAUACAGAUCACCAUGUCAAGGUUUGUGUGUGGGUGCGUGUGCGUGCGUAUUAGGGUAGAGGAUUCAUAUUAUAUAACCUACAGAUGAGUGUGAAUUCUCAUGGCCUGCUACAAUAAUAGCACUUCUUCCUUCUGCCCCCCAGUCAUUGGCUGCCCUCUCCACCCCAUUUACAGUCUAAUGUGGUCCAAUAUUGCAAAUUCAAAUGGCAUAUUGUCUUUGCAACUAUUUUAUCACCAUUAUUUAAUUUAUCUCUGAAAAGGGAGUUGUUUUAGUGAAUAAGUUUGCACAUCUCGACUUGUUAUGGGGGAGGUAGUGCCCCAUAACUGCUGUCUGUUCUCAUGUAUUUAGGUGCUGUUCUCAAAGUCUGGAGCACAUCCACCCUCCUUUUUACUGAUUUUAGUCUCUUCACUUUCACUUAUUAAGACAGCCAAACUGCCUUUUGUACUUCUGCUCACCACACUCCUAUUAGAAUACAUCCUCUCUCCUGUGUCUAUGAGCCUAUGAAAAUUGCUGUGAAUGUCUACGCACACACAGAGAGAGAGAGAAUUCGUGGACUUUUACCUAGCUAGCUGUUGCUAACUCAUUUGUCCUGGGAUAUGAACAUUGGGUUGCUAUUUUAACUGAAAUCCAUAUGGUCCUUCUAUCUGCUGGAUCUUUGUAGAAUUUUGACCCAUUUUGAGUCCCACAAAAUCGUGUGUUCUCUACGCCGACAAUUAAUCUAACGGUAAAAGGGAAAACCUAGUAUGUUUUCUUUGAUUAAUCUCUCCUCAUUCAUUCUUCUUCGGAUUUUAUAUGACUGUUGGCAACCGGCAUUAAGGUGCAUGACCUCCAUCAACUAGGCUGGAGUGUGGAACUGGUUCAUCUUUCAAUCACUCACGUGGGUUUGUAUGCUCCUAAAAACCAAAGAGUAGAUGGGAUAGGCAUGACUUGCCGCGCCAAAUAGAACCAAGUUCUAUUUUAGUGCCUGGCUAUGCAGAUGAAGUGCGUGAGCAGUUUCGAUGAAAUGAUUGAAUAACAUGUAGGUGUACAUUUAUUUUGCAACAGUCGCACACACAACGUGGCCGGUUUGGUCAGCAUGUGAGAGAGAUCAUUUGAGAGCGCCUGCUCUAGUAUUUUACCACAAUCAUACUGAUCACUCAAAAGGCGGGUCCCUUCACUGCGGUCUAAGGGGAAAAUUUUUCUUAGAUCUGUGUGUGUGUAUGUGUGUGUACCCUCUGUACCUGAGGCAUCUCACAGUAUUCCUCCUUCACUGUUUGUUACCCUGAACACGCACAAACACACACUACAUAUACACGCUUCCUUCAGGUCACACUUCAUACCCCCAGCUCCUGCUGGAUUGGUUAUUAGAAGAAGCUUUUGGUGCCCUUAUUGCUGGAACAUUUUCAUCUACCAACUGUGUGCCUUUGGCCAUAUAAAGUGUUGGCUGAAGCCAGUCCUUGUUUGGUCUGCAGUGCUUGGGCCUUCAGAGAAGAACACUGUCCUAGGACACCCUGGUCCCUUAGGGUCCAAACACAGCCAAAAAAGAGAGAGAAGACUGGCCAAUGGUUUCAUUAGCACAAGGGAACAAUUAUACCACUCAAUCCUGAUUGGUUAUACCCCCCUAGAUAGAUAUGCAGCUAUGACACUUAUCUGUCAUAGUAUUUUUCUCUGUUGCACCAGCUAUAGGGCCAUCUUUGCUGAGUUAUUGUGCUGUCUGUUUCAAGCAUAUUGACUGAAAAGAUUUCAGUGUGUAUUUAAGAAAUUUUAGAAAACAGAGACAUUGUUAUACUUGUUGCAUGUUAUUUUAGUGUGUGCGUGCGUACAAUAUGUGUGUGCGUGCAGGUGUGUGUUGAGCUCCCUUUAGGGCCGUGGCAGAAUUGCUGUGAACUAUCAUUUUGCUUGAACAUUGGCUAAAUGUACAUCAUACCGGCAUAUUCCUAUUUUGUGAUAUUUUCUCAAAAUCCUUUGGCAUUUUCUCUUCUUCUCUUCAGUCCCCCAUCUUCCUAUUAAUGGAUAUUGUCUAUAGUAUUUUCACCUGCUAUUACCUUUUCCCUUGCUGUCUCUUUCCUUUCUAUGACCCCAUAAUCAGGGAUGACUGAUUAAUGCCAGGCCAUUUUUAUGUAUGUAACGUUUUCCCAACUAGCACAUAACGUUCUGAGAACCAUAUGUUUCUUAGUGCUUUGUGAGAGAGUGAUUGUCCUAUGUUUAUUUUGCAUACAACUUGCAAGAUAAUUUCUUGGCUUUGGAACAUUCUCAGCACUUUUAAGGAACUUGACAAAAAAAUUAUAUUUUCUUGGUAUUUCAUUACUUUAACAGAAUGUUUCCUAAAAUUUCAAACAUGGUUACAUUUAAUUUCAAUUUUGGUAAUGUUCUAGGAAUGUUCUCCAACUGGUUUGACAUUGGGAAUGUUCAAAAUUGUUCAACUUCGUUAAGAAAUAACAUUCUUCAGUGGGAAUUUCAGUACUUUAGGCAUAACAUUUUACUACAGGUUUCCUCCUGGUUCCAUUUAAAGUCAUGUUCUCAAAUUGUUCCGAGAACGUUAAAAAAAACUUUUAAUAGAAACCACAAAACUUUUGUAAUGUUCAGAGAACGUUCUAGGAAUGUUAUUUAAUAACAUACAUUCCAUUCUCAGCAUCACCAAAAUUCUCUCUGUCCUCAAUCUUAAGUGUGUUCAGGUGCGUUGCCUGCGCCCACUAAUUGGCCACACCUGGUCUUAAUGAGCGUUUGUUUCCAUUGAAAUGGGGUCUGUUUGAAUAAACUAAAAUGAACAGAUUUGUAAGCAUAAAAAAAUAUGGCAUGCUAGCUCCAUCCUGGUGGUGUGGUGGACUAAUUCCAUGGAUAGAUUAUAGGUUCGAUUCUCACUGAUGCUGUGUCACAAUGAAAAAUAAAUGUGUUUGCAUGAUUAAUGCAUAAGGAAAUGUAUUUCCAUGUGUCCUAUCUGUGCAAGUAACCCACUUGACAACUAACGCAAAAUCAACAAAACAAUUCACAAUGUCAUUGGAUUUAGGUUAAAAGUUUGGUGAAAAAAAAAAGAAACUCCCUUCUGUUGACUUUUUGCAAAUCCAUUUGGUUUCCCAUGUUGAUUGAACAUCAUCACAUAGAAAAUGUUUUUAAAUGACUUGGAAACAUCAUUGAUUCAACAAGUUUCUGCGCAGUAGGAAAAGUCACAUUCAGUGAAUGUUUUAAGGAAGUUAUUAAAAAACCUUGAAAUAACCUAUAAUUUCCAUUCUCAGAGCGUUAAAGAAACCUCCCAGGAAUACUUUCAAGGAACCAGAGUAAAACAUUCUCAGAACCUCCUGAAACCUAAAAAUAAACCUUCCCAGAACAGGUUCACUUCUGUUCUCGUAACGUUUACCGGUCAGGAAACGUAUGGACUUAAUUCCCACAACCAAUGUGAAACCAAAAACAUACUUUACCACAACUUCCAAGGAACCAAAUGUGCUAGCUGGGGUCUCUGCUCAAACAGAAACCUUGUGUGUUUAUUAAUAAAGGCACGUGGUAUAGCUUAUGAGUGUGUAGGCUCUAUUUCUUUUAUACCAACUUUUUUCAGCCCUGCAUCCCGCUAAAGGACAUGCGUUUGAUUACACUUUUCUAUAGAGAGUGGUUGUUGUAUAGCGCCCAUAGUCUAAUGUAGCAUGAAGGAUGCUAAAAAUUGAUGUGUUCUAUUGGUACUGAAGACAUCUAUCUAUUGGCUAUUGUUGUUUAUUGAUAUCUAUUCAGCUACAGUAUAUGAAAUUAACAGACAGUUUACUGGAAUAAGUAGAGGAACUACUUAAAGAUGCAUACAAACAGUAUAUUGUAACAUAUAUUUAUUUGACCUUUAAUAGUUUUAAUUGUGAUGUGUAUAGGGAGUAUUUGAAUACUUGUUGAUACACAGAUAGAGUAUCCAAAUAUAUCAUACUGUUCUGUCCCACUGGGAACCAACUGGUUGAAUCAACGUUGUUUCCACAACAGUUCCACAAAUAAAUGCAAUGUUUUUCCUUUUGAUGAUGUUGAAUCAAUGUAGAAGAUUAAUUGGAUUUGCAAAAACUCAACAACGUACAGGAAUUUUGGAUUUUUUUGGUCAACCAACUUUUAACCUAAAUAAAAUAACAGUCUAAGCUGCAGAAGUGAUUACUGAGAGAUCAAGAUUCUAAAUGAGGGGAGGCAUGAGUUCCCCUUAUUGCAACAAAAGUGAAACUUUAAUUAAACCCUUCUCCUAUUUGUUUAAAAUGCAAUUUUGUACUGUUACAGUUGUACAUUUUUAAAUAAAAGCUUAUUCCAAAUUUAA